AUGACUUCCGACAUCAAGCCGUACAAGAUCGCGGUCCCCGACUCAAAGAUCGAGGAACUUCACGCCAAGCUCGACAUUGCCAAAUUCCCUCCAGAUUUCGCACUCACUGAUAGCUGGGACUAUGGUUCCCCGGUCUCAGAGGUGAAGAGACUGGUCCAGUACUGGCGCAACGGCUUCGAUUGGCGCGCGGCAGAGGCCAAGCUGAAUGAACUGCCGCAGUUCACGACGACGAUCACAGUGGACGGCUUCGGCGAUCUCGAGAUUCAUUUCCUUCAUCAGAAAAGCCAACAGCCUGGAGCUGUGCCGCUGCUUUUCUCUCACGGAUGGCCCGGUAGCUUCCUCGAGGUUCUCAAAAUCCUCCCGCUGCUGACGACGGAGAAGAACGGUCUGUCUUUUGAUGUCGUGGCGCCGUCGCUUCCCAACUUUGGGUUCUCGGAGGGUCCGGAUAAACCAGGUUUCCGCCUACCUCAGUACGCCGAGGUCAUGCACAAAGUGAUGCUGAAGCUCGGCUACGAGCAGUAUGUCACCCAAGGAGGUGAUUGGGGUUUCGGAAUCACACGUUUCAUGGGCCUGCUCUACCCGGACCACGUUCUCGCAUCCCACAUCAACAUGGUCUCCGCCAGCCCGCCGUCCUUCUUCAAGAACCCGCUGCAGUACAUAAAGAACCUCUUCCCGUACUCGGAGAAGGAGAAGAAGGGCAUCGAGCGGGGCCAGUGGUUCCAGAGGGAAGGGUUCGGGUACAACCUCGAGCAGAGCACCAAGCCCGCGACGCUGGGCCUCGCGUGGGCCGACUCGCCCGUGGCGCUGCUGUCUUGGAUCCUCGAGAAGCUGCACGACUGGACCGAUUCGUACCCUUGGACCGACGACGAGCUCCUCACCUGGAUAUCCGUCUACCAGUUCUCGACGGCCGGGCCCGAGGCCAGCGCGCGGAUUUACUACGAGGUUGCGCACCCGGAGAGGCAUACGGAGCACGUCAGAUGGGUCCCGCGGGUGAAGCUCGGGUUGUCCAUCUUCCCCAUGGAUCUAAUUGUUCCGCCAAUGAGCCAUGCCAAGACGUUGGGUCCUGUUGUUUUUGCUGUCACGCAUGGUGAUGGUGGACAUUUUGCUGCUCAUGAGAGGCCUGAGAUUUUGGCCAAGGAUUUGAGGGAGAUGUUUAGCAAGGGUGGUGGUGCGCAUGAUGUUGCGGAGGUGUUGUCGAAGCAAAGUCUUCGUUCCAAAUUGUGA
Messenger RNA from Colletotrichum orchidophilum, 1224 nucleotides. RefSeq names its product epoxide hydrolase. The record is from RefSeq and is a predicted model, not a curated record. Gene Ontology annotation, biological process: epoxide metabolic process. Bases 1 to 1224 code for a protein of 407 amino acids. Gene Ontology annotation, molecular function: epoxide hydrolase activity. The transcript has 3 exons. NCBI's taxonomy places the organism in Eukaryota, Fungi, Ascomycota, Sordariomycetes, Glomerellales, Glomerellaceae.